Serpula lacrymans var. lacrymans S7.9 is the source of this 2036-nucleotide messenger RNA. RefSeq lists its product as uncharacterized. The transcript is spliced from 9 exons. The record is from RefSeq and is a predicted model, not a curated record. Lineage: Eukaryota; Fungi; Basidiomycota; Agaricomycetes; Boletales; Serpulaceae. Bases 556 to 1860 code for a protein of 434 amino acids.
GAGCACGAACUUGAUGGUUGACAAACAAAAACAGUUCCAUGUCGCCGAUUCAUAAAUCACUAUGCUUUUGUCUUUUGUCUUUUCCCAGCCUUUGAGACAGACGACACGCGUAUGUUUCCCCGGCGCCUGCUUCAAUCAUUGGCCUGCCACGGUAGCUGGCCACGGUGUCAUGAGACCCGGGCCCGGAUAUUCUCCACCUCUUGGACUUACCGCGUUGUUCUUCCUUCGAGAAGGUUGAUCCUUCUGCCUCCGGUGUUCACUCGACUGGGAUCAACGUCUACUAUGAAUUGGCUAUAUCUACUUCCGUGCGAACAUCAAGUUAAUCGAUAUCCAUCAUCAGCAGAUUCAGCAGGUCACGGUGCGAUGGGCUCAAAGCCCAUGCUUUGAUUGUAUCGUAAGCUCCUCCAAUUACGAUAAAAUUGUCAAAUAUGUCAGAAAUAUCAAUAGAGCUCUUUGAUUCUUCGACAGUGUCCCCACGGCCAACGGUCAUGCGACCUGGCAUGGUGUACUGUCUCUAAUCGGCUGUCCGUCCCCGAGUUACGCUGUCUUACGACGAUGGAUAAAAGACCGUCAGAUCCCACAAUGGUGCCAACCAUUAGCAAAGAGCCCUCGACAGAAGAACAUAUCAACGAAAAUUUAACGUUCAUGACGAAGCUAUCAGUCUCGGCGGUCGUCGUCGCUCUCGCGGCUGCAGUCUACUCAACUGCAAGUAGUUCAGAUCUAACACUUCCUCCUCAGGCAGUGUAUGUCAACCCUCUUUCUUGGAACGUUCUUGGUGCAAACAGCACGCUAUUCCGUAACUCGUCUAUUGAUCAAUUCUUCAAUCCUACCAACACAACUUCGCCAUUCUUCCAAGUCUUCGAUCCAUCGUUCCUGAACAUCCUAGGACCUAAUGCCAACUUCCGUACUAUUGUGGCAAACCCAGGAUUCGCAUUCGCUCACGAAGCGCCCAUCUACGACGCAGAGUCUAACAUCCUAUAUUUCUCGAGCAAUGAUGGCGGCCCACUUGGUUACAAUGGGUGGUACAACAACAGUGUCGUUAGUAUGCUAAACAUGACGGAGGUUGAGGAGGCAAUAGCCAGUACCAGCGGAAAUGUUAACAUACAAAUCCAGACGCUCCCGCUUCCCGAUACUGUUCAAAUGACAAACGGAGGGACUGGCCCUUACAAGGGUGAUCUCCUUCUCGUUACUUCCGGGCGUGCUCUUCUUCCACCAUCAGUAGUACUCGUUAACCCUGUCUCACCAUACAACGCCACUGUCCUCCUCGACAACUUUUACGGAAGGCAGUUCAACUCACUCAACGAUGUAAAAGUGCUUCCAGGCACUGAUAUCAUCUACUUCACUGACCCCACAUACGGAUGGUUGAACAGUUUCCGCCCAGAACCCUUACUGCCAUCGCAGGUUUAUCGACUUGAUCCAUCUACUGGACAGGUUCGCGUGGUGGCUGACCAAUUCAUAAAUCCCAACGGUGUCGCUUUCACCGCAGAUGGCAGGACAGCAUUCGUCACGGACACCGGUGUUUCUGAUGGCUUCCUCGGCUAUAACCAGACAUACCCUGCCACGAUCUAUCAGUACGACGUUGACCCAGCUACUGGAUCAUUUAUGAACCGCAGAGUGUUUGCUUACGCUGACACUGGUGUUCCCGACGGAAUCCAGCUAGACACCAUGGGGAACGUUUAUUCUGGGUGUGGGGAAGGAACCCACGUCUGGAACCCUGAAGGCACUCUCAUCGGAAAGUUCUUCAUCAAUUCCACUACGGCUGAAAUGAUGUUCACCAAAGCGGGAUUGGUAAUCCUGGAUGAGGAAACGAUAUAUCUGGCACAGAUCCAGGCUCAGGGCACAAACUUGGUGACACUCUAAAAGGAGGAGACUGCUAUCUUUUGAAGGCAACCUGGACGGUUUAGAUCCUGAGAUAGGCCUCGUGUAUAGAUAGGAACUUUGGACUUGGUCAGCUUUGAUGAAUCAAUCGAUGUAUAUUUUACCCAAUGUUCUGCACUCGUCGAAAACUAUUUCAGAGUCGUUUUCCACCACUGUCU